Molecule: messenger RNA, 1673 nt
Organism: Gorilla gorilla gorilla (western lowland gorilla)
Lineage: Eukaryota; Metazoa; Chordata; Mammalia; Primates; Hominidae
Product: solute carrier family 22 member 25-like
Exons: 4
Coding region: 1-642 (213 amino acids)
Biological process (GO): transmembrane transport
Molecular function (GO): transmembrane transporter activity
Source: RefSeq, a predicted model, not a curated record
AUGGUGGACAUUCCUCCCCCACCAAGGUUGAUCAUCCCAGUUCGACCUCAGACUGCUGUGCUGGCAGUUCCACAGAUUAUAAUAUGUGCCUUUUUCUGUGUUCACUGCAGAUUUGCAAGUACCAUCCCCUUUUGGGGCCUUACUUUGCACCUCCAGCAUCUGGGAAGCAAUGUUUUCCUGUUGCAGACUCUCUUUGGUGCAGUCACCCUCCUGGCCAAUUGUGUUGCACCUUGGGCACUGAAUCACAUGAGCCGUCGACUAAGCCAGAUGCUUCUCAUGUUCCUACUGGCAACCUGCCUUCUGGCCAUCAUAUUUGUGCCUCAAGAAAUGCAGACCCUGCGUGUGGUUUUGGCAACCCUGGGUGUGGGAGCUGCUUCUCUUGCCAUUACCUGUUCUGCUGCCCAAGAAAAUGAACUGAUUCCUUCCAUAAUCAGGGGAAGAGCUACUGGAAUCACUGGAACCUUUGCUAAUAUUGGGGGAGCCCUGGCUUCCCUCGUGAUGAUCCUAAGCAUAUAUUCUCCACCCCUGCCCUGGAUCAUCUAUGGAGUCUUUGCCAUCCUCUCUGGCCUUGUUGUCCUCCUCCUUCCUGAAACCAGGAACCAGCCUCUUCUUGACAGCAUCCAGGAUGUGGAAAAUGAGUGAGUAAAUAGCCUAGCUGCCCCUCAGAGGAGCUCUGUGCUAUAGGUCUGUGCUGAGGAAAGCAAAACACCAUUUAGGACUACCAUCCCCCAAAAAGGCUUAGAUCUGGGCUAUUCCCAUGUAGUCAGUGCCUUUGCCUUUGGUGUAUCCUCAUCCCUUCCACAGUGACCUCAUACAUCCCCUGAGCCUCACCAGAUCACACAGACCAUCUCUGCCCAGCCUGUCCAGGAGGUUAAUUUGUGGUGAAAAGACCAAAAUUAGGUGACCUCUGCCCUUCCUGCCCUAGUAUGACAUGCAUACUCUUGAAGGUAUUCUACAAACACGCAGAGAUCCAAACACCAUCUUCUCAUCCCUGGGGAGCCCUCAGCCCAGUGAGUGUACCUGUUAGCUGUCUGGCAUUGCCAGUGCUUACAGGCCUGACUCCCAGGACACUGAAGAAUUUGUGAGAGACUGUAUAGAAAAUAAGAGCCCCUCCCACAGAUGAGAAGUCCUUUUGUUUCACAUGUGAGAUUCAGUCUAUCUAAUUUUCACGGGGGAAAAAAAGUGUUGGAAAAGAGGAAAAGAAGUAAUAAGUAAAGGAAUUUUUUAAGUAAUGAAGAAUGAGAAAAGGUUCUAAAACUUUUCUGUGCUUCUCUUGCCUUUUCCAAAAUCGCUUCGGUCAAUGCCAUGGUGUCCAAGUGUGAGAGUUGAAGCUAUUCAAGCUGCCUUCCCAGAUCCUAGGCUGGGAGCUUGGUUUUUUACUUCACAAGGUUUACACAAAUACUUGGGGGCAGAGGCACGUUUUUUAUUAAAGCUAGUGGGCAAAGAAUCAGUAUGUCCUAAAGAAUGCAGGACUUAUAUGUUUAGUCCACGUCUUUCAUUUUUGUGCUUUUUUGUUUGUUGGUUUCAUUAUAUCUGCACCAGGAGAAGAUGCUCCAGAAAAGCAGGGCAGGAAGAUACCUGCAGCAAAGUGACACAAUUUUAAGGAAUUCCAGGUGCUGAUUGCUGAUUAAACAGCAAGAUAAAGGAAAAAUCGAGACCAUUUCUAGAUACUA